UUGGAGAAAUUCUCUCCAAAACACACACAAAGAAAAACAAUUUUUCUCAUCUCAAAAUCCAAAAACAUUAACUAAAAUUCUCCCACAAAACUAAAACAACAAAACAUAUAUCAUCAAAGCAAACAAAGAUGCCUGCAGGAGGGGGAAGAACAAAGAUGAAGAAAACAUCAUCAAAGCCAUCAAUGAAUGUGCUACCAUACCAAACUCCGAGGCUGAGGGACCAUUAUACCCUCGGGAAAAAGCUCGGCCAGGGGCAAUUCGGGACAACAUACCAAUGCACCGAGAAAGCCACAGGCUUGGAAUACGCCUGCAAAACCAUACCAAAAAGAAAGCUUUUGUGCAGGGAGGACUACGAGGACGUGUGGAGGGAAAUUCAGAUAAUGCACCAUUUGUCCGAGCAUCCAAACGUCGUGAGAAUCAAAGGGACGUACGAGGACAACGUUUUCGUUCACUUGGUCAUGGAGCUCUGCAAAGGCGGCGAGCUUUUUGACAGGAUUGUGGCGAAGGGGCAUUAUAGCGAGAGGAAGGCAGCGCAGCUGAUGAAGACGAUAGCCGGGGUGGUUGAGGCGUGCCACUCGUUGGGGGUGAUGCAUAGGGAUCUGAAGCCGGAGAAUUUCUUGUUCGAUAGCUCUGAUGAGGAUGCCAAGCUUAAGUCCACCGAUUUCGGCCUCUCUGUUUUUUACAAGCCCGGGCAGUAUCUAUCUGAUGUUGUGGGAAGCCCAUAUUAUGUUGCACCAGAAGUGUUGCAAAAACACUAUGGAACUGAAAUUGAUGUAUGGAGUGCUGGUGUUAUUCUCUACAUCCUCUUAUCAGGUGUUCCUCCUUUCUGGGCAGAAACAGAUAAUGGGAUCUUCAAGCAGAUUCUCAGAGGCAAAAUAGACUUUGAGUCUGAGCCCUGGCCAUCCAUUUCCGAUAGCGCAAAGGAUUUGAUCAAAAAGAUGCUUCACAGAGAUCCCAAGGAACGGAUCACAGCUCAUGAGGUCUUAAGGCACCCGUGGAUUGUGGACGACACGGUUGCACCAGACAGGCCAUUGGGUUCAGCCGUUCUGUCGCGACUGAAACAGUUCUCUGCAAUGAACAAGCUCAAGAAGAUGGCACUUCGCGUGAUUGCAGAGAGGCUGUCUGAGGAGGAGAUAGGAGGGCUGAGGCAGCUGUUCAAGAUGAUAGACACAGAUGGGAGUGGAAGCAUUACAUUCGAGGAAUUGGAACAAGGGUUGAAGAGAGUCGGGUCCGAGCUCAUGGAGUCUGACAUUCGCGCUCUCAUGCAAGCGGCUGACAUUGACAACAGUGGGACAAUUGACUAUGGAGAGUUUCUUGCUGCAACACUGCAUUUGAACAAGAUGGAAAGAGAGGAGAAUCUGCUGGCGGCAUUCGCCUACUUUGACAAGGAUGGCAGCGGCUAUAUAACCGUCGACGAGCUCCAACAAGCCUGCAAAGAAUUCGGGCUCGGAGAUGUUCAUCUUGAGGAGACCAUCAAAGAGAUUGAUAUCGACAAUGAUGGGAGAAUCGAUUAUGGGGAAUUUGCAACAAUGAUGAGGAAAGGAAAUGCAGGGCUUGCAGCUAGAAGUAUGAGAGGCAACUUGAAUUUCAACUUGGCUGAUGCCUUUGGAGCAAAUGAUCAUCAUCAUCAUACACAAUGAGAUUCAUGAAUCAUUCAUUUAUCACACUAACCCUAUGUAUGCAAAUGCCCAAGUUUAUUUUGUACAAGUAACUUUUUUCUUUU
Molecule: messenger RNA, 1723 nt
Organism: Cuscuta campestris
Lineage: Eukaryota; Viridiplantae; Streptophyta; Magnoliopsida; Solanales; Convolvulaceae
Source: the annotation of a GenBank genome assembly